Messenger RNA from Gastrolobium bilobum, 610 nucleotides. RefSeq lists its product as uncharacterized. The record is from RefSeq and is a predicted model, not a curated record. NCBI's taxonomy places the organism in Eukaryota, Viridiplantae, Streptophyta, Magnoliopsida, Fabales, Fabaceae. The transcript is spliced from 3 exons. Bases 61 to 453 code for a protein of 130 amino acids.
GUUAGAUUAAAAAUUAGAAGAGAAGAGAGCUUGCAUAGAGAGAGAUAACGAAGAAAACCCAUGGCAGAGGAAGGGAAACCCGAUGCACAGCUCUUCCAACUUCUCUCCAGUCUCCUCCAUCAGGUUGAAGCACUGACUAAUCAAGAAGAAGUUGAACUGCGAUCUAAAAUUGAAGCUCUUGGAUUAGAAGUUACAAAAGUUCCUUCAAAGUCAACUCAGCAUCUUGACGAGUUGGAGAUAGCUAAGGAGUUGGAUAGAUUGUCAGCAAAAUUGGAUGAUGUUGAUGAGAUGAUAUCAUCAACCAUGGCUGCAGAUCCACAAGUGCAGUCCCUGUUGAGUGGUACAGCUGAUGUGUGGAUGCCAGUUAUCACUGCUACAUCUGAGGAAAGACGCAAUUUUACAGCUUCUCCGGGUGACAACACCACCCAAGCACAAGUUGAAAACACUAAAUAGUUUCCUGUUUCUUGUCAUUAAAUAUGGAUAUGUUUUUAGUGCUUUACAUUAUUUUUAAUAAACUGAUAUACAUAAGAAAGUGCUUCGUUAUAUUUUUCUUUUUUACUAGUAUGUCAAACAAUUGGAAAAAGAAAAAAGAAAUACCGUUCUUUGAAAU